CUUAUCGUCGUAAUCGGCUGUCGCUGGCGAUACCAGUCAACCGCGAAGGUUACUCGAGAUGCAGCAUGUACGAUGUAAAUUACACGGAAAUUUUGCUAAAUGGAAGCCACGUACCGGACCCAUCGUGGCCAACGAAAGAUUGCCAACAAGGAUGGGAAUUUAAUUAUACCACCGUCCCUUAUGCGUCUGUGGCAUCCGAGGUGACAGAAAAUGUUCGACUUCUGGGAUGGGUUUGUCAGUAUGAUGCAUUGCCAACCAUAGCUCAAAGUAUCUUCUUCAUCGGCGCUAUCUUCGGAGGAUUAAUUUUUGGAUGGGUUGCUGAUCAAUAUGGAAGAAUACCAGCUUUGCUCGGAGCUAAUUUAAUGGGAUUUCUCGCUGGGGUGGCUACUGCGUUCACGGGUAGCUUCUGGCAGUUCACUUUGUGUCGUUUUUUCGUUGGAUUCGCCUUUGAUAAUUGCUUCACUAUGAUGUACAUAUUAGUAUUAGAAUACGUUGGACCAAAGUGGAGGACAUUCGUGACGAAUAUGUCGAUCGCAAUAUUCUUCACAUUUGCAACUUGCAUUCUACCCUGGAUCGCCUAUUAUUUGGCCGACUGGAGGAUGACCUGUAUUGUCACCUCAGUUCCUCUUGUUCUAGCCGUAGGUACGCCAUGGUUGAUACCGGAAAGCGCUCGAUGGCUGGUCAGCCAAGGUCAGAUAGACAGGGCCAUUAAAAUCCUUGGUAAAUUCGAGCGAAUCAACGGCACCAAGGUGCCCGAUGACAUCUAUAGACGAUUCCGGGAAACCUGUGCCAGAAUCUGCAAAGAGGAGGAAGCAGACAAAACGUACUCCGUGUUGGAUCUAUUUAGAACGCCACGACUACGGAAUAUCACGAUUCUAUUUAUUGUUAUUUGGAUGGCGAUUUCUUUGGUGUUCGAUGGUCACGUACGAAACGUCGAUAAUUUAGGCCUGGACGUGUUUAUUACGUUCACGAUUGCUGCAGCAACCGAGCUGCCUGCUGACACGUUCUUCACGCUCGUUCUUGAUCGAUGGGGCAGAAGAUGGCUGGCGUGUGGUUCCCUCGUCAUUUCUGGUAUCUUCAGCAUCUGGGCUUCUGCCGUUUCCAAUAGUAUAUAUACAGCUUCUCUGGCAAUUCUCGGUAGAUUUUGGAUAAACAUUGCAUACAAUAUCGGUCUCCAAUAUGCGGCUGAAGUAUUACCAACUGUUGUUAGAGCUCAGGGUGUAGCUUUGAUACAUAUAAUGGGAUACGUUGCUAGUAUCCUCGCACCCUUCGUAGUCUAUCUCAAUGUUGUGUCCUCGUUCCUACCUCUUCUUGUGCUGGGCACACUCGGAAUUAUGGGCGGUCUUCUGACUCUCUUUUUGCCGGAAACAUUGAAUAAGGAUCUUCCGCAGACGCUGCAGGACAGCGAGGAUUUUGGAAAAGAUCAGAAGAUGUGGGAUGUACCUUGUAUCGGAAGGUAAAAUCACAUAAAGGAACUUUCGGUCUCCUUUUUUCAAAGAUAUUCACAGAUCUUCAAGCUCGAAGUUCAAGAUUCUCAAGCAUUCUGUUAGAUCUACAUCUUCGUAUGCUUUCGUAUUACUUUCUUCUUAAAAUCUGUUAAAUCUC
Molecule: messenger RNA, 1605 nt
Organism: Bombus huntii
Lineage: Eukaryota; Metazoa; Arthropoda; Insecta; Hymenoptera; Apidae
Product: organic cation transporter protein-like
Exons: 7
Coding region: 66-1460 (464 amino acids)
Biological process (GO): transmembrane transport
Cellular component (GO): membrane
Molecular function (GO): transmembrane transporter activity
Source: RefSeq, a predicted model, not a curated record